AGUGGGGUCAGACGAGUCGUCGUUUUUACAGUUUCCUGAUUCACUAUUCUAACAGCUGAUUCUGUCGACGAAGGCGCAGGUUUAUGCUGAGUUUGGUCUUUUGCUUCGGAUUUCGAUGCGGCGAUUAUAAUUGAUGGUUUGUGGGUGGAAGGAAGUCUAAAGACUUGAUAGUAACGGUGGAAGCGAGGACGUUAGUUAGUACUUCGAAAAUGGGCGAAUCUCUUUUUUCUGGCUUUUCCGUUGUCAUUUUCUUCAUCCACUUUCGAAACACUGAUGGAACAUGGCUUGUUGAUAAUUUCGUUGAACCUACCUUGGAUUAUCCCGGAAAAGAACACGCGGACUGUAGAUUGUUUACUAGAGUAUUUUCUUUCAACCGGGGAUCAGGUUGCUCGAACUCUUGCUCAGGUCAUGCUUUUUUCGAAGUUCAACCUUGUUUGUUGGUCCUGACUGCAGUGCUGCGCAUGCACCGCCUCAAGGCCACCCGCAGAUCUCUAAUGAGCCCCACAAGUAGCCUCCAAAGAAAACCAAAAACGACGAAAGUGCACUAUACGAAUGGCAGUAUCAACCGGGGUGGGGAGACGUGGAGUUAGCCUGCAGUAAGGCUGAUUUGGUGGCCUGAGAGGUAUGUUGCUGCCUAGCGACGGAUAAAUAUCCCUAGCAAUGUCACACUUCUCAUCGUUACAUCGCACUCGCAACUAUCUGUUCACCAUCCCCAAACUCGGUAUUAAGGUUCCAUUCGCGAUCCAACACGCACC
Molecule: messenger RNA, 755 nt
Organism: Dothidotthia symphoricarpi CBS 119687
Lineage: Eukaryota; Fungi; Ascomycota; Dothideomycetes; Pleosporales; Dothidotthiaceae
Exons: 1
Coding region: 210-590 (126 amino acids)
Source: RefSeq, a predicted model, not a curated record